Molecule: messenger RNA, 1138 nt
Organism: Galleria mellonella (greater wax moth)
Lineage: Eukaryota; Metazoa; Arthropoda; Insecta; Lepidoptera; Pyralidae
Product: GPN-loop GTPase 3
Exons: 5
Coding region: 279-1106 (275 amino acids)
Molecular function (GO): GTPase activity
Source: RefSeq, a predicted model, not a curated record
AAAAAAAAAAAAAACAAAACAAUUGCGAAAUUAUCACAGCGAUCUUCAUUCUACAUCAAUUCAAAACAAAUUAUUAACGCAGAACGGUGUGAAAUCAUUAUUCAGUUCAUUGAUCGACUUUCGAUCGACUUUAUAAAUAUAAUUUUGUAAUAUACAUUGUUUUGCAUCUGUGAAAGUCGUGUUAUAACCUCCAUAUAAAUUCGUAACCUAAUCAUAUGAUAAUACUUAUUAUUUCUUAUAAAUACUGAUAGCAUUUGAAAUCGUACAACUGUUAUAAAAUGCGAUAUGCACAGCUGGUCGUGGGACCGGCAGGAAGUGGCAAGUCCACAUACUGUUCAACAAUAGUGAAGCAUGCUGCUGUCUGCAAAAGGAUUGUGGAAGUCGUGAACUUGGACCCGGCAGCAGAACACUUUGACUAUGAGCCCCUAGUGGACAUCAGAGAGCUCAUUCAUCUCGACGAUGCCAUGGAGGAUGAGGAGCUGCAGUUUGGACCUAAUGGGGGACUGGUGUUUUGUAUUGAAACUCUCUUAGAAAACUGUGAUUGGCUGGAAGAACAGCUCGGAGAUGUGGACGAUGACUACAUUCUGUUUGACUGUCCCGGCCAGAUAGAACUGUAUACCCACCUGCCUGUGAUAAGGAAGCUGGUAGACACACUGCAAAGGUGGAACUUCAGGAUAUGUGUAGUGUUCCUAAUUGAUUCACAGUUUAUGGUCGAUGGUGCUAAAUUUUUGUCAGGCACAAUGGCAGCCCUCAGUGUGAUGGUGAAUUUAGAAUUGCCACAUAUAAAUAUUUUAACAAAGAUGGACCUACUCAGUAAAUCGGCCAGAAAUCAACUUGACAAUUACUUAGAUCCGGACCCACAUAUCCUUCUAGCAGAUAUGAGAAACGCAGACUCCAAAUGGCACGAGAAAUAUGCAAAGCUAACAGAGGCGAUAGGUGAAGUCAUAGACAACUUCAGCCUAGUGCGUUUCUACCCGUUUAACAUAAAAGACGAGGAGAGCAUAGAGAAUAUACUCUUGACCAUAGACAAUAUAAUACAAUAUGGCGAAGACGCCGAUGUGAAGGUCAGGGACUUCGAAGAGGAAAUUCCAAACGACGAUGAUUAGUCUUAUUUUAUAAUAAAUAUUGUUAUUUUUUA